Penicillium antarcticum is the source of this 189-nucleotide messenger RNA. RefSeq lists its product as uncharacterized. The record is from RefSeq and is a predicted model, not a curated record. The coding region runs from base 1 to 189 and encodes 62 amino acids. The transcript is spliced from 3 exons. Lineage: Eukaryota; Fungi; Ascomycota; Eurotiomycetes; Eurotiales; Aspergillaceae.
AUGCGCGCUUCCGUUAUUGUUCUCGGGUUCCUUGCUACUCUCACUGUCGCUCUUCCUGAGGCUAUGCCUAAGGUUCAGACUGCUUGUCAAUCUGAAACUAUGGCUUGCAUCGCUGAUAACUGUGGUAUUGAGGGAUGUUGCUGUGAGGGACUUGCUUGUUCUUCCAACGGCACUUGCACCCAGCUGUAA